UCCUUUUAAAUAGGUUAUCAUAAACCCACGCUCACAUUCACCCAACAUCAAAAGAAAGGGAGGAGAAACAAAGGCACCGCAUUUUGCAACCCUUUGAGUCUCUCAGGUCAAAAUCUCUUCUCUUCUGCACAAAGCUCAAAACUUUCACACUCAAUGGAUCAAGAAUUCAGGAUGAUGAGGAGUCAAGUUCCAGCGUUUGGGAGCUGGGAUUGGAACCAAGACCUUCCAUUUACUCAGUGUUUUGAGUCGGCAAGGCAGGCUGGGCUUCUGCGCUACACUACUUACUCUGAUGGACACGAUGAGGAUCGUGAUCUGUACGUUGCUGGUGAUCUAUAUGAGAAUCAUGUUGUCACACCUGCCAUGAUUGUUGUUCCUCGCAGAAGGAACAAAAUGCUGCAGUCACAUGUGAAAGAAGCAAAAGAGGAAAGUUGGGUGGUGAGUGACGUGAAGGAGCCACCAAGCCCUCCACCAACGCACAGGCCUACACCAAAGCCAGUGGAUGAAGACUUGUACAAAAUUUCACCAGACCUCCUCUAUGCAAAAUCCAAAAAGAAGAGAGGAUUUGGGUUCUUUUCAAGCUGCUUGCUGCCAACCUGUGUUGCUUGAAGCAGUAGAGAGGAGAUUUUAUAUCGGAGUUAUUAGUAAAUAUAUGAGGAAAUUAAAGAGCAAAGUGGUUUAGUGUUUCAAGUGUUCCACUUCAAGAUUAUUAACAUAUUUAGCUACUGAAGGAUUAAUUUGUCUUUCUCCUUGUCAGUGGAUUUGGGGAGCUUGUAACUUUGUUUUUACUGAAUCUUUAUAUAUAUUAUUGAGCAAAAA
This is a messenger RNA of Pyrus x bretschneideri (Chinese white pear), 816 nucleotides long. RefSeq lists its product as uncharacterized. The record is from RefSeq and is a predicted model, not a curated record. Bases 154 to 606 code for a protein of 150 amino acids. Lineage: Eukaryota; Viridiplantae; Streptophyta; Magnoliopsida; Rosales; Rosaceae. The transcript has 4 exons.